AUGGCUUCAUUACAGGUUUCGGGAUCCAUCAAUCAACGUUACUAUGAGAUCGUCUCCUACAUCAGGCCACUCAUGCUCGCCAUGGACAACAACCUCAGAUGCCGUUCGGCAUCCUUCGCGACGGCAACUGCCCCCGUCUUAUGCACGGCAUACACGGCAUGCCGUCACGAUGCUGACCGGUGUCUGACUCGGAAGAACUCGGCGCCUCACACCUCAGUGGCUCAACCAUCUGCAUCCUCACUUCUCCAUCCCGACCCGAAUAUCCUGGCAGCUAUUCGGCGCUGUGGAGCUCUGAUCCCAUACGUGCUAAACGUCUGCCGGAAAAAGGGUGAGAUUGACGCUAUAGUCUGGCACUAUCAGCUCUACGCGAGGCGCGAGACACGCAUCCAGAGUGGUCCAGGUGCAGCUCCUGGCAGGUCAGCCGGCUUGGUCGGCACAGUCCAAGCUGUCGGCGUGGUGCGCAAACAUGAGACACGGCGUGCAUACGACUUGCUGCAACUGCUUCCCGGUUUAGCUGCGGUGAGGUCUUUUCCCCGAGGUCAACCCGAGACCGUCUCCGAAAAGCGUGGGAUGGACCCAGUGAGUGGCAAGGCUCCGAGUCGGCCCGACGGCUGA
Messenger RNA from Aspergillus costaricaensis CBS 115574, 615 nucleotides. RefSeq lists its product as uncharacterized. The coding region runs from base 1 to 615 and encodes 204 amino acids. Lineage: Eukaryota; Fungi; Ascomycota; Eurotiomycetes; Eurotiales; Aspergillaceae. The record is from RefSeq and is a predicted model, not a curated record. The transcript is spliced from 4 exons.